Clunio marinus is the source of this 1184-nucleotide messenger RNA. The record is from the annotation of a GenBank genome assembly. NCBI's taxonomy places the organism in Eukaryota, Metazoa, Arthropoda, Insecta, Diptera, Chironomidae.
GGCUUUGCAUAUAUAAAAUCAUUCAUUGCACAUCGAUAGCAAGUUAUUCAAUUCAAAUCAAUCCACGUGAUUACAUCGAAAAAAAAUUAAAUUAAAAUGAAAGCGUUGCAGAUUUUUGUGAUAUUUGUGUUAAUUAUUGCAGUUCAUUCGCAAUUUGAUGGAAGUUUUUGGUGGAUGAAUAAAAAUCUUAUGAAAGAAGCUUCACAAUCACGAAGCAUGAAAGAGCAAAGUGCAAGAAUCCGAACAUUACCACCACGUUAUCGGAAUGAAAAUGAUGAAACGACAUCGAGUAAAUCAAUUUUCACAGAUGAUAAUGAUGAUGGAAACUUUUAUAAAUAUGAUAACGAACCAGAUUGUGUUUGCACUCCAAAGUAUUUGUGCAAUGAGAAUAAUACAAUUAUAACUGAUGGAGCUGGAAUUAUUAAUGAAAGGGCUUACAGUAUUUGUGGAAAAGAUAAAGUCUGCUGUCGAAUUCCUAAAGCUUCUGAUAAUUCACAUACAACAACGAAAAGAACACCAACAAACACACAAAAGCCCGUCAAUCCAACAACAGCGUUAACAGCAAAUCAUUGUGUAAAACAAAGUCGAAAUUCCAACUAUUUAAUACGAGCUGGUGAAUGGGAUCGCAGCAGUACUUUAGAGUAUGCGCCACAUCAUGAUCGUGUGGUUUCACAAAUCAUUUCACAUCCACAAUAUUAUUCUGGAGGCUUAUACAAUGACAUCGCUUUACUAAAAUGGCAAAAUCCGCUUACAAACGAAGUUAACGUUGGAUCAAUUUGUUUGCCAGAAGAAAAUGAAAAUUUUGAGCAUGGAAAAUAUUGCACAGUUACUGGUUGGGGCAAAUCUUCUGAAGAUUCAGUUACAACUGAUAAACUAAAAUUUGUUAAAGUUCCAAUUGUGAAGCACACGCAGUGUGAACGAAUAUUCCAAAACAACCGACUUGGUAGGCAUUUUCGACUUCACGACAGUUUUAUUUGCGCCGGUGGAGAAGAAGGACUUGACUCGUGUACAAAUGAUGGUGGUUCACCACUGAUAUGUCCACGAGAUGAUGGUUCGUUUGUUCUCGCUGGUCUCGUAUCAUGGGGAUUGGAUUGCGGUCAAAAGAACAUCCCCGGUGCAUACACAAAUAUUGAACAUCUACUUAAAUGGAUUAAAAGUCAUGAAAUAAAUGUUUGAUAAAUGUU